This is a messenger RNA of Glycine soja, 1273 nucleotides long. Its product is annotated as ethylene-responsive transcription factor 2-like. The record is from RefSeq and is a predicted model, not a curated record. The transcript has a single exon. Lineage: Eukaryota; Viridiplantae; Streptophyta; Magnoliopsida; Fabales; Fabaceae. Gene Ontology annotation, molecular function: DNA binding; DNA-binding transcription factor activity. The coding region runs from base 144 to 953 and encodes 269 amino acids. Gene Ontology annotation, biological process: regulation of DNA-templated transcription; ethylene-activated signaling pathway.
CAUGCGAACUUUCGGAGAAGCCGAGGGCGAGCCAGACUAAGAAACAAUCCCAAAGAAUUUAAGUUAAACCCGAAACCGUAAAGCAAUUGAAAAUUGAACAUUUUUCUAAACCCCGUUGAUCUUUAAGUUUAUCAUCCAAGUUCAUGUACCAUAGCUUUUAUAAAUAUCCCCAUCCAUUUUCCCUUCCAAGUUCCAAUAUUCAAUUCAACACCUUCCCUCAUUCUCUUCAAAUGUACGGACAAAGUUGCUACGAGUCCGAUUUGGCCCUUUUGGACUCCAUUCGCCGCCACUUACUCGGCGACUCCGAGGAACACAGAUUCGGAGCCCCGAAUGUUAAUUCGGGUAGCACUCCAUUGUACUCUCGGAGCUCCAGUUUCGGCAGGUUGUACCCUUGCCUGAGUAACGAUUGGGGCGAACUUCCUCUUAUGGAAGACGAUUCAGAAGACAUGCUUCUUUAUGGUGUUCUUCGCGACGCCGUGAACGUAGGCUGGGUCCCAUCUCUCGACGCUUCCUCACCGGAGAGUUUCUCGUCGGCUUUCAUGCCGCCGGUGACCGUGAAAUCCGAAACGGAUCUAUUUCCGGCACCGGAACCGAUUUGUAACCCUCCGGGGGUUCAGGGCCCGGCGCCGGCGGUAGUUCCGGCGAAAGGGAAGCACUACCGGGGCGUGCGGCAGCGACCGUGGGGAAAAUUCGCAGCGGAGAUCCGCGACCCGGCUAAAAAUGGGGCUCGGGUUUGGCUUGGGACUUUUGAGACGGCUGAGGACGCCGCGCUGGCUUACGAUCGAGCCGCGUAUCGAAUGCGCGGCUCGCGGGCUUUGUUGAAUUUUCCGCUCCGGAUUAAUUCGGGCGAGCCCGAACCGGUUCGAGUUACGGCGAAGCGGGCUUCAGCAGAACCGUGUUCUUCGUCGGAGAGUGGAUCUUGGGUGAAGAAGCGGAAGAAGGUGGUGGGUUGAGAACGGGGCACGUGGAGAGCAGUUGUUGGUGAAGUAAUUUGUGAUGCUAAAAAGGGGUGGAAUAAAUGGGUUGGCAUGCUCACUCAUUGCUCAAGUGGGACUGUGGGACUGAUCAAAUCUAAAGCUAAAAAAGAAAACAAACCACAUUUGGAAAAACUGAUUAUGGUCGAGGUUCUGUUUGGCUUUGUGAAUACAAUUACAAGAUUUCUUAUUUUUUGGUUCAAUUCUAUAAUAAUAUCUGUAACAUAGUUGGGUAGGGCACCCACCCUUGUGCUAAACUAAGUGAUUUCAAUAAAAUAUAUUUUGCCUUUAAAAACAAA